Messenger RNA from Lagenorhynchus albirostris (white-beaked dolphin), 3977 nucleotides. RefSeq names its product aarF domain containing kinase 5 (gene ADCK5). NCBI's taxonomy places the organism in Eukaryota, Metazoa, Chordata, Mammalia, Artiodactyla, Delphinidae. The coding region runs from base 2277 to 3818 and encodes 513 amino acids. The transcript is spliced from 11 exons. The record is from RefSeq and is a predicted model, not a curated record.
GAGCCACAGGAGAGGAGGCGGAUGCGGCUCAUGGUGGACGGCAUUGGGCGCUUCAGCAGGCUGCACCGGGUCUUAGUUGCAGCACACAGGAUCUUUAGUUGCGGCACACAGACUCUUAGCUGUGGCAUGCAUGCAGGAUCUAGUUCCCUGACCAGGGAUGGAACCCGGGCCCCCCGCAUUGGGAGCAUGGAGUCUUAACCGCUGCAGCACCAGGGAAGUCCCCCUCACCCUUCUCUCUUUAAAAAAAAAUAUUUAUUUAUUUAUUUAUUUAUUUUUGGCUGUGUUGGGUCUUCGUUGCUGUGCGCGGGCUUUUCUAUAGUUGCGGCAAGCAGGGGCUACUCUUCGUUGCGCUGUGCGGGCUUCUCAUUGCGGUGGCUUCUCUUGUUGUGGAGCAUGGGCUCUAGGCACGUGGGUUCAGUAGUUGCAGCACGCAGGCUCAGUAGUUGUGGCUCACGGGCUCUAGAGCGCAGGCUCAGUAGUUGUGGCGCACGGGCUUAGUCGCUCUGCGGCAUGUGGGAUCUUCCCAGACCAGGGCUCAAACCUGUGUCCCCUGCAUUGGCCCGCAGAUUCUUAACCGCUGAGCCACCAGGGAAGCCCCUGAUCCUUCUCUUUUAAUCUCCAGCAUCUGACUGUAAAUUGUUUCAAACAUACAGCAGAGCUGGUGAGUCUGGCUUUUAUCAAUAGCAUCUCGGAACCCUUCCAAUGCCCUCCGUCCUUUGAGCAUUUUACUCCAGCUGGCAGCACAGUCACUCCAGGCUCAGCCUUGGAAGCAGCCAGUCUCCCGAUGGUUCUUCGGGAUGGAGCAGGGGCUCGGGGGCCACGGUGAGGAUGCCGGUGUGCUCGCCACUCUGGGCUGUCUGCCCCAGGCUCCUCCAUGGACAGGGGCUGCGGGUGUGCGUGCGUGUGUGGCUGUGAGCACACACGCCCAGGGCCAUAUGUUUGCUUCUGUGGGCAGCCAUCGACGGCAAACCCGCUCUUCCAUUUGCCACACGGGUCAUUCUGGUUUUCUCCCUUUCUGUGUCUGUAACUCCUUCUCCAACUGGGAGAAGCCCAGCUCCCCUUGUCCCUAAUUUACUGACCUAUUAGCUAGGCCACCCCGAGUAUAGCCAUCACCCCACUGCCCUCACCUGCACCCCUACCCUCACUCCUGUGCAGACCUUGCAUUAGCUUUUGGACGAAUUAUUCAGGAAGGAGGGCAGCUCCUCUUUGGGUCUCAGGGUGCUCAGAGAAAUCCUGUCUCCUUGCUCACCCUGCCUCACACAGACAGCCCUGUUUGCUUCCUGUGUCAGGCUGGGGUGGGUGGGACAGACCCGGUUCGUGGCACUCAGUCUGGGCUGACCUCAUUGCUCUAAGACACCGGUCCCUACAGCUGCUGGGAGGGCAGGAAGCCUAUGCAGGAUCCGGCAGCCUCUUCCUUCCCACCUUUUCAUCCUGGCUCCUCGCGGCGGAGGGGCUGGAACAGGAUAUGCUGGGGCGGGCGGAGGCUUGGCCUGCACCGGGGCCCCGAGAAGCAGGAGCCCCACACCCUGCUCGUGACGGUUUGAGGGGCUGGGGUCUGCGGCACUGGAGGCCUGGAUUCUGGUCCUGGAUCCUCCCUUCUCCAGACCCAGGGCCGCCUUGUCCGUAGCCUGGGGCGUGGGAGUGAGCGAGGACCCCUGCCCACACCAGAAGGCCUGGGCCUGCGGGACUUCCCAGGGCUGUGCCCUCAGCCGGGAGAGCAGGCCCCAGCUCUGGGGUUUGAGCCCCAGGGGCUCCUGUCCACUCCAGUCGGAGUGCAGAGGAGACAGGACCAGUGGUGCAGGGGGGCCUGAGCGAGGGCAUGUCCACAGACGGAGCAGCCGUUGCAGCUGUGCUGGCUCGUGGAUGGAUUUUCUUGUGUAACAAGUGUUAUCAAAGGAUGAAAAGAGCACGCCCGCUUGUUAGGGCCCGAGGCCCCGUUCCCAUCCCAGGCGCCCCUGGGUGCACGUUCAGGGGCUGAGGGGUGGUGUGGAUGCAGGAUGCCCAGUCCACAGCCCAGCGGCUGAGACUGACCUGCUGGCCACGCAGUCCUGAGAGCCCAGCAGCCCCGCCAGGUGCUCACAGCGGUCCGGGGUGCUGGCGGGGAUCUGAGGCGAGUGCCCGCUGGGGCUGAGGGCAGCCUGUGCCCACAGGUCUUUGAGGGUCGGCCUGCAGAUCUCCCUGGACUACUGGUGGUGCACAAAUGUCGUCCUGCGAGGGGUGGAGGAGGUUUGUUCCUGCGUCCUGGCCUGGCUGGUCCUGGCCUGCGGCCUGCGGGGAUGGGGGUGCCCAGGUGGAGGUGCCCGCCCGCCCCCAUCCCUUCCCUCUAUACCUGUGGUCAGAACAGCCUGGGGUACUUGGAGGUGAUGUCUGCAUGUCACCAGCGGGCGGCUGACGCCCUGGUGGCUGGGGCCAUCAGCAACGGGGGCCUCUACGUGAAGCUGGGCCAGGGGCUGUGCUCCUUCAACCACCUGCUGCCCCCCGAGUACAUCAAGACACUGCGGGUGCUGGAGGACAGGGCUCUCACGCGGGGCUUCCGGGAGGUGGAUGAGCUGUUCCUCGAAGACUUCCGGGCCCCGCCCCACGAGCUCUUCCAGGAGUUUGACUACCAGCCCAUCGCAGCAGCGAGCCUGGCCCAGGUGCACCGCGCCAGGCUGCACGACGGCACCGUGGUGGCCGUGAAGGUACGCGGGGCCCCCGCGGGGCGCCGCGGGGGGCAUCCGGGCGCCGGUGGCCAGUCCUCCCUGCAGCCUCCCGUGCAGGUGCAGUACAUCGACCUGCGGGACCGCUUCGACGGCGACAUCCACACCCUGGAGCUCCUGCUGCGGCUCGUUGAGCUCAUGCACCCCAGCUUCGGCUUCAGCUGGGUCCUCCAGGACCUGAAGGGGACCCUGGCCCAGGAACUGGACUUUGAGAACGAGGGCCGCAAUGCCGAGCGCUGUGCACGGGAGCUGCAGCACUUCCGCUAUGUCGUGGUGCCACGCGUGCACUGGGACGUGUCCGGCAAGCGCGUGCUGACAGCGGAGUUCUGUGAGGGCUGCAAGGUCAACGACGUGGAGGCCAUCAAGACCAUGGGGCUGGCAGUGCGGGACGUCGCGGAGAAACUGAUCCAGGCCUUUGCCGAGCAGAUAUUUUACACAGGCUUCGUCCACUCCGACCCCCACCCUGGCAAUGUCCUGGUGCGGAAAGGCCCCGAUGGGAAGGGACAGCUGGUGCUGCUGGACCACGGGCUGUACCAGUUCCUGGAUGAGAAGGACCGGUCAGCCCUGUGUCAGCUGUGGCGGGCCGUCAUUCUGAGGGACGAGGCUGCCAUGAAGGCGCACGCGGCUGAGCUCGGGGUGCAAGACUACUUCCUGUUCUCCGAGGUGCUCAUGCAGCGGCCUGUGCGCCUGGGGCAGCUGUGGCGCUCACACCUGCUGAGCCGUGAGGAGGCGGCCUACAUGCAGGACAUGGCGCGGGAGCACUUCGAGGAGGUCAUGGCCGUGCUCAAGGCCCUGCCGCGGUCCAUGCUGCUCGUGCUGCGCAACCUCAACACGGUGCGCGCCAUCAACACCGCCCUGGGCGCCCCAGUGGACCGCUACUUCCUCAUGGCCAAGAGCGCAGUCCGGGCCUGGAGCCGCCUGGCGGGCGCCACGAGCCAGAACACCUACGGUGCCAGCCUCCUGCGCCACAUCAGGGUCAUCUGGGAGUCGUUCAAGUUUGAAGUGGCCCUGAGGCUGGAGACCCUGUCGAUGCGGAUCACUGCCCUCCUGGUCCGAGUCCUGGUCCACCUGGGCCUCAUGCCCAAGACCAAGGGGCUGUACGAGUACCUGGAGAUCUAGGGAGCCCCGGCAGGAGGACCACAGAGCUCGCCCCACUGCAGGCUGAGGGGCCGGCCAGGGCCAAGGCACAGAGGCCUAAGAAAGACCUGGGGGCACUGGAGUGACUGUGGCCUGGAGUUGGGCCUGCAAAGACCACAUGCUCUUCUCAAACCAAACAAA